GCCCGGCCCCGCCCCGCCCCGCCCGCUCGGCCCGGCUUGAUCUUGCGCGAGAGCUGGCGGGCUGUGACGCUGCUCCCGGGUCAGAAUGUCAUACCCAGGCUAUCCCCCUACGGGCUACCCACCUUUCCCCGGAUAUCCUCCUGCAGGUCAGGAGUCUUUUCCCCCUCCAGGUCAGUAUCCCUAUCCCAGUGGCUUCCCUCCAAUGGGAGGAGGUGCUUACCCACCAGCUCCAAGUGGCAGCUACCCAGGAGCUGGAGGCUACCCCUCUCCUGGAGGCUAUCCAGCCCCUGGAGGCUAUCCUGGUGCCCCACAGCCAGGGGGAGCUCCAUCCUAUCCUGGAGGACAAGGCUUUGGAACCCCACCAGCUGGAGCAGGCUUUUCUGGCUAUCCACAGUCGCCUUCACAGUCCUAUGGUGGAGGACCAUCUCAGAUCCCACUACCUGGGGGCUUUCCUGGAGGACAGUUGCCUUCUCAGUAUCCUGGAGGACAAGCUCCUUAUCCUAGUCAGAUCAGUACAGAAUCCUUUUCUUCCUAUCCUGUUUUCUCUCCUGUUUCUUUGGAUUAUAGCAGUGAACCUGCUGCGAUGACUCAGGGCACUCAAGGUACAAUCCGACCAGCUGCCAACUUCGAUCCUAUGAGAGACGCAGAAGUUCUCCGUAAGGCAAUGAAAGGAUUUGGGACUGAUGAACAAGCGAUUGUGGAUGUUGUGGCCAAUCGAUCCAAUGAUCAGAGACAAAAAAUUAAAGCAGCUUUUAAAACCAUGUAUGGCAAGGAUUUAAUCAAAGAUCUCAAGUCCGAAUUGAGUGGCAAUAUGGAAGAACUAAUCCUUGCCUUGUUCAUGCCUCCCACAUAUUAUGAUGCCUGGAGUUUACGGAAUGCAAUGCAGGGAGCAGGAACUCAGGAGCGUGUUUUGAUUGAGAUUUUGUGUACAAGAACAAAUCAAGAAAUUCAAGAAAUUGUCAGGUGUUAUCAAUCAGAAUUUGGCCGAGACCUUGAAAAGGACAUUAGAUCAGAUACAUCAGGGCAUUUUGAACGCUUACUUGUAUCCAUGUGCCAGGGAAAUCGUGAUGAGAGUCAGAGCAUAAACCACCAAAUGGCUCAGGAGGAUGCUCAGCGUCUCUAUCAAGCUGGUGAGGGAAGACUAGGAACAGAUGAAUCCUGCUUUAAUAUGGUCCUUGCCACGAGAAGCUUUCCUCAGCUGAGAGCUACUAUGGAGGCUUAUUCCAGGAUGGCUAAUCGAGACUUGUUAAGCAGCGUGGGCCAUGAAUUUUCCGGAUAUGUUGAAAGUGGUUUGAAGACCAUCUUGCAAUGUGCCCUGAGUCGCCCCGCCUUCUUUGCUGAGCGCCUCUACUAUUCCAUGAAAGGUGCUGGCACAGAUGACUCUACCUUGGUCAGGAUUGUGGUCACUCGCAGUGAGAUUGACCUUGUACAAAUAAAACAGAUGUUCACUCAGAUGUAUCAGAAGACCCUGGCCACUAUGAUUGCAAGUGAUACAAGUGGAGAUUACCGGAAGCUCCUUCUGGCUAUUGUGGGCCAGUAGGAGGGAUUUGUUUUUUUCUUCUUAAUGAAUGAAGCUAUUCAUGGCUUACCAAGACUGCUUGAUUGCAUGCAGCAAUAUCAACCAUCACUUAACCAAAACAGCUUUUUAAUGAGGACUGUGUCAGGGGAAUGUGCAUGGGUUGCACAUGAUGUUAUUGCCUUAAUUCUAAUAUUUUUUUCUUCUCUAUACAAUCAGUGUAAAAGCCAUAUCACAAUGAUGUAGUAAUUUUGAGGUGUUUGUAAAGCUUCAUUCUCACUGCAUUUAUUUCUAAUCCAGAUUUCACAUUGAAUAAAAAUCACUAUAAUCUCUCUGUAA
Messenger RNA from Perognathus longimembris pacificus (Pacific pocket mouse), 1855 nucleotides. RefSeq names its product annexin A7 (gene Anxa7). Lineage: Eukaryota; Metazoa; Chordata; Mammalia; Rodentia; Heteromyidae. The coding region runs from base 86 to 1540 and encodes 484 amino acids. The transcript has 14 exons. Gene Ontology annotation, cellular component: cytoplasm. The record is from RefSeq and is a predicted model, not a curated record. Gene Ontology annotation, molecular function: calcium ion binding; calcium-dependent phospholipid binding.